CCUUUUGGCUGAGCAGAAGGUUUCCUCAUGCCUGCCCAGGGGAGGUUUCUGCAUGAAACAUUCUGCUUCAGACUUCAGUUUCCUGCAGAGAGUUAAGGCAGGGAGCAGACCUCGUCCCGGCCCUGGCUCUAUGCCUCACCUCAUGCUCAUGUGCUCCUCCAGGCUGCCACUAAGCAGCGUCACGAGUCUGGGCCAGGUGGGAGAUUAAUUCUUGGGGGCACUUUAGGGCUGAGAAGGAAGAAAAGUAGCAGGUCCAGGGCCACCCACAGAGAGGCAGCUGCCAUCCUUGGUAGUUCCCACCUCCUAGGAGACGGUGGCAUAGAUGGUCAGGGCCCUGGCUGGAAAAGACAGCCUAAGGGGGACUGGGCAGAGGUGCCCUCUGUCAGAACCUAGCUUCAGCCUCUUAGCUCCUCCUCCUCCUCAUCACUGCCCUGAGCCCGGAAACAUACAAGACACUUCACACUCGUGCUCCGCAGCAAGAGUCCACCCCUCCAGACUUUGACCUUCCCUGUAGCUAGUGUAGGAGCCUGGGAAGGCUGGGAGCAAAGUCUCUUAAACAGACGAAAAAGCUACCGCUUCUCAGGCUGUGUGCCUGCCUGCUUUCCCCAGAGUCUAGGCUGCCAUCUGCAGGGCAUUGCCUCUGACCAUGUGGCUGCCUCUGCUUCUGGGGGCCGCGCUGUGGGCCGCGCUGUGGUUGCUCAGAGACCGGCAGAGACUCCCUGCCAGCAACGCUUUCAUCUUCAUCACUGGCUGUGACUCAGGCUUUGGACGUCUUCUGGCACUGCAACUUGACCAGAAAGGCUUCCAAGUCCUGGCCAGCUGCCUGACCCCCUCUGGGGCAGAAGACCUACAGCAGAUGGCCUCCCCCCGCCUCCACACAACACUGCUGGACAUCACUGAUCCCCAGAACGUCCAGCAGGUUGCCAAGUGGGUGAAGACACAGGUUGGAGAAGCUGGGCUUUUUGGUCUGGUGAAUAAUGCUGGUGUGGCUGGUGUCAUAGGGCCUACACCAUGGCUGACACAGGAUGAUUUCCAACGCGUGCUGAAUGUGAACACGCUCGGUCCCAUUGGGGUCACUCUUGCCCUACUGCCCCUGCUACAGCAGGCCCGAGGCCGGGUGGUCAACAUCACCAGUGUCCUGGGUCGUCUGGCAGCCAGCGGUGGCGGCUACUGUGUCUCCAAGUUUGGCCUGGAGGCCUUCUCUGAUAGCCUGAGGCGGGACAUGGCUCCAUUUGGAGUACAAGUCUCUAUUGUGGAGCCUGGCUUCUUCCAAACCCCUGUGACCAACCUGGAGAGUCUGGAGAACACCCUGAAGGCUUGUUGGGCCCGGCUACCACCGUCUACACAGGCCCACUAUGGGGAAGCCUUCCUCGAUUCUUAUACAGAUCUCCAAGUACAGCGUCGCAUUAUGAACCGGAUCUGUGACCCAGACCUAACGAAGGUGAUCAGCUGCCUGGAACACGCCCUAACUGCUCGUCACCCCCGAACACGCUACAGCCCAGGCUGGGAUGCCAAGCUGCUCUGGCUGCCUGCCUCCUACCUUCCAGCCAGCCUGGUGGAUGCUGUGCUCACAUGGGUCCUUCCCCAGCCCGCCCCGUCAGUCUACUGAUUCCAGCUUUUCAGCAAGAGGCUCCUGGCACAAAGUCGGCUCUCCAUAAAUAUGUAUUGCUUUAAGAAAAAGUAGAUGGGCAUAAAUGAAGGUACCUGUGGAAGCCUGACAAAAUUUCAAAUUUCUAAAAAUCCUGAAGCUGCCUAGGGCAGGAACUCUCAGGCCUCUUUAGUGCCUGCAAAAAUUCUGUUGUCCACUGGGGGGUGUAAGGAACUAUCUUGCACUUAAAGAUGACUUUUGGAGCUGCACUUGGAGAGAUGGCCACCAGAGAGCACUUUCGUCCGCUUUUUCUACAUGGAGUAGUGAGAAUUCGUUUUGCACCUGGCAAGGCAUUAGCUAAUGUUUCUGGGAUGAAAAUGGUCAGAGCCCAAUUAGGUGACUUCCAUGGAAGAAGGAAAUACUUAAAUUCCCAUUAUCUAAGACAAGAAUCAGGGGCACUGGCCAUACAAAUCUUAAACAACAUAACCAUCUGACAGUUGCCAGGUCUCCUUAAGGACUGAGGGGCAAGUUUGCCGGCCCUCAAGGCAUCAGAAGGCCAAAAAGUUAUCCAAAAUAGACAUGGGUCAGGUUUUACCACGUUGGCCCGUUGUGGGAACCCCUCUGACUUACACAGGAGAUGGCCUCAAUACACGCUCCAGGAACACUUAAGGCACACAAAACCAGGCGUCAGGGAGGGCGCUCAGACAUGUCCCCCUUGAUCUCCCACCAACAAAACACCCCUUUCCCAAACCCCCAAAUGACCUGCCUAUUGCAAGGGCAGGGACAGGGAGAAGGAAAAGGAAGGGGCCAUCCAUCACUAAGAUAAACGGAGACCAUCUCCUUUUUAGGUCUGAAAAAAUAAUCCGUUUAAUUGAAAAAUCUGGAGAAUCCACUUCCUUAGAUGAAAAGAUGAAAGAGACCAGACCCCCCUACAUUACUUCAUAGCCACUCCGAAUACUUUUCACCAGACAGCAAGAGAAGAUAAUUCCCAGGACCUACAAGGAAAGACAGAAAUGAGGGUGGAGAGGCAGGGCAAGCUUCCCCAGACCCAUCCAAGGCCUCUCUUCCCAGGCCAGCCCCUCCUGCUCCCCAGGUACCCUGGGCUGAUUCAGACCCCCAACCCACAGCAUUUCUUACCUCCACAAAAGCAAUGCCCAGGGCUGCUGCAGCCACCAGCAAUAUAUUCUUCCUCAGCCAGACCCCUAUGGUCUCCACACAGCCCUGAAGGGAAGAGACAAGCAUGAAUACCAACAGAAAGAAACUUCCUGCUUACCUCCCCACCUCUCUUCCGGACCUGUCUCCUUCCCCCAGCCCCUUCUCCCCAGAGCUCAUCCCCAACCUGAUCCCGUCAGCAUCUCUCCUGCCUCCUGAAACAUUUCCCAGGUCUCCCUAGACCAAUGUCUUCUCCCUACCUCAGUGUGGAUCGUGGUUGUGUUGAAGUCAGCUCCACAGCCCACGGUGAAGUUGAGGCAGCAAGAGUCAGGGACCCGGUCCUUGGGCAUACCAGUGAUGUUUUCCCAGUCUGUGUAGUUGUUAGCCCCACAGCACUUAAACUAGGGUGAGGGGGGAAGGGAGGAGAGGUUGCCACAUCCAAACGCCACUUAAAUCAGAAACAGGAAUCUUCCCAGCCUUCCCACUCACUUCUUUCUGCCAGCCGUCCAGAACCAAGGCUGUUUUGUUGUCUUUAAGGUAAUUUUGCAUCUGAUGACGGAAGUUCUUACUAAACUCUGACUUCACCUAAGAGUAGAGAAGCAGAUUGCUGAGAGCGAAUUCAGGCCCUAGAGCCCCAGAAUAACCGGAGACAGGGUUCCCCUUCCUCCCUGCUUACCUUGUCUCUAAACACAUAGCCAGCAAUGGCUACCGCCACCUCCACAAGCAUGAUAAGAGACAGGAAGAUGGCAAACUGUAGGAGCACAGGACAGGAGUUGGGAUUGAGGUCUGGAUUGAAAGGGCUUGCUCUGGCCCAGUCAAUUCCAGGGACACUCCUUGUGUUCCUGGCCCACCCACCUCCCCACAAAAAUGCCCUCUGGUAGCCCAGGAGUCACAGUGUCCCCGCCCCACUCACUGUAAUCAUAAGACAGUGUCCCCGCCCCACUCACUGUAAUCAUAAGACAGUAGUUCUCCCUGCAGGCCCCGCAGCAGCCCACAAAGGCUACCAGGAAGAGGAAGGCGCCCACUGCGAUGAUGACCACAGGCAACAGGGAGCCAGGCGUAGUCUCACGGGUGAUGGUCUCAUUCAAGACAACCUGAACUGCUACACCAAUGGCAGUCAAUCCCACGGCACAGGC
Molecule: messenger RNA, 3876 nt
Organism: Mesocricetus auratus (golden hamster)
Lineage: Eukaryota; Metazoa; Chordata; Mammalia; Rodentia; Cricetidae
Gene: Rdh5
Product: retinol dehydrogenase 5
Exons: 5
Coding region: 647-1609 (320 amino acids)
Source: RefSeq, a predicted model, not a curated record